Fusarium mangiferae is the source of this 453-nucleotide messenger RNA. RefSeq lists its product as uncharacterized. The transcript is spliced from 3 exons. The record is from RefSeq and is a predicted model, not a curated record. The coding region runs from base 1 to 453 and encodes 150 amino acids. NCBI's taxonomy places the organism in Eukaryota, Fungi, Ascomycota, Sordariomycetes, Hypocreales, Nectriaceae.
AUGACCAAAAACCAGAUAUUGUUCUCGGUCGAUAACCAAACACCGUUCACUCUAGUCCCAAACCCAACAACAUUCAGUGACUGGGGCGACUUUGCCGCAGGCCCUACAACAGUCAAACCUUUCCAGAAAGGAGAAGGCGGCCAUGUAAUGUCUUCGCAAUCACCGUUCGUCGGCUCCGCAGGAAUCGUUGGAUAUUCACUCACGAGCAAAAACGGCGCCACCGUUUACAUUCGCCUUCUUGCAAGCAACCCUUACCUGAGCGUUCGUGACAACUGGGCGUGCGUGUCAUUCGCCUCCUUCGACCAGAGUAUCAACCAGGACGCUUACAAUCACCAUUAUUAUAACGAACCUCGCCAUGCCAGCACGGAAUUUGAAGGAAGGACCCUUAAACUCACUUCGAAUAUUGGCCAUGCAGACGCGGCGACGGCAACCUUCGUUUUGACUUACGUGUAA